AUCUUUCCUGGCUCAAAACCUAAACCUGGCCAUAUUAUUACUUUCUAUCUAGUUCAAAUGUAUCUUUCCUGGCUCAAAAACCUAAAUCUAGCGUUUGCUUUGGUUCCAGUCUUUUUGCAUUGCUCCGGGUGUCCGGACCUCGCUCAGUGAGAACUUACGACUUGCAGGAUCUUCUCGGCGACUUCACUAGACCGUCGUGUGAUAGGUGCGCCCGCACCAGUGUUGUCAUGGGGAUUUUAUCACGAUAUUGAACUUCUCUCCAAGACCAGAAACAGACUCAGCCAUCGUCUCGUUUGUCCUAUCCCGACAGCGGAACAGGGACACACACACAAGACUCUCAGACCCUGCUGGCGAGCCACAACAUCACCAGAUCAUCAUUACUCGCCCUUUCUGCGCAUGCGGCGAACUCGUCAAGCCAACUCCACAGCACUUGGGCACGGAAUAUCUCCCAUUAUUUUGGGGUUCUGUCGUCUCACGAGCCAACCUGGAGCAAUCCGAAAAUGAAACACAAUAGUCAAUUAUUUCUGCUUCUGCAACGUCCUUUCUGGCACGGACAGAAUUAAUUAAAUUGAGCCGAAGCUCGAAUUCUCACGUACCUGUCCAGCCCACUUGCAACCCAACCUCCAGCUACGGCCUAGAACAGGAUUCAGGUUAUCGAAUCUUCGUUUUGAUUGGUCGACGCUGUCUCACACCAGAAGUGUCCAUGUUUUUCUUAUAGAGCAAGCAGGGUGGUUUACAAAGCAGUUUAUAAAGAAAACAUUUAAUCCAUUGUUAGCAGGUAAAAAUAGUUCUCACAUUUCCCAAGGUAUAUUUUAAAUAGAGAUACAUGCAUAUAAUCAGGUAAAUAGAGACAGCUGAAAAACGUGUUUCUAAAAGUAUUUCGUUUCUUAAAAUUUAGAGGCAAUGAGAAACUCUGUAUUGGUAUUGAAUUAAUCGUUGAAUACUUCGGCUCAAUUUACUGAACCACCUGAAGGUAUCAAUUAUUCUUCGGUGUUUUCAGGAAGAACAAACAACACAGACAAGAUCCUUUCGCUAGCUGAUGAGCCUUUGAUAUUUCCUUUCUCCCGAAGCAUCGGCGGCGGAAUUUGUCACUCAGAAAAUAGUUCUGUUCUCUAGUCGCCUCAUCAGCCAGUUUGUUGGAAUGAGAGUAGUUCACUUCCUGUCUGAGUUCCCUCCGAGGUGUCAUCAAUAACUUACUUCCCUUGUCUGGGUGACUGCACUAGAACCACGGACUUAUUUUUUCUUUGAAAUCCAAAGAACGAACACUUUGGGAGAUUUUGCGAAAACAGAAGUGUAUAGAAGUGUACAUUAUCUUAUAUACGCACUCCGAGGUCGAAGACGGAACAACAACAACAACAAUAACAACAGAAAAUCCACCACCACCACCAACAACAACUACAACAACAACAACAACAACAAAACACCACCACACCAACAAAAACAACAUUAACAACAAUAACAUAGUUUUGACAAGAAAGGAGGAUACUUCGCCAAUACUAUACUUCUUCAAAAACAGCUCUUGUUCACUAAGGCUUGUCAUUUCACUUCACACAGCACCAUCGUUCGGAUAUCUACAACUGCUACAUCCUUUAUCAAAUCGGGAAAAUACAAGCUGCAUUGUCUUUAUAUUCUACGUAUCUCAAACCAGUGUCGUCAGUCAGAGAGAGUCAACGUCGUUCGGCACCUGAACUGCUUCAAUCUUCGUCCUUUUUUCUCGGCCUCUUCAAUAAUAUAAGCACUUUAAACCACGUUCUAGCUGCACGACCGGCACUACCACUUCAGUAACCACUUCAGCAAGAUCGACAACAGCAUCAGCAAUAAUUAUACCAACAUCAUCAUCAACAAUAACAGCGACAAAUAAAGAGACAAAGACUACAAUACUAUUGGCUGCAAUAAUCUCGGUAACAAAAAUAGCUGCUAAACCGAGAGUACGGGGGUUACGAAACCAAUCUCCCAAACUGCCUCAGAAUCACGGGUAACAACAGCAAUAAAAGCAACAACGAAAACAACAACAACAAAGAAGAAAAUUAAAAACAACAAGAACAGCAGCAGCAGUAUCGGAUAACCUUCAUCACCACCGCCUGCUCUACCACCUCACAGCGUUUGGAGCAUCACUCACAUCAGCUGCAGAAGAACAACACCAACUUCGCCAUAAGCAUCUGCGAAAGAAAAGAAACAAGAAGACCACUGCGGAAUAGACACCUGCGGAAAGAAAGAAAUAACAACGUAUACUGAGGCAUCUAUCGUUGCCUUUCUCACCCAGUACCAGAGUAUAGGCCACGGACAAACACUUUCCGCCUUUCUCGAUACACUGAGGGGCAUAGACAUCUGCAAAAGGAAAGAAACAGCAACACCAUACACUGGGGCACAGACAUCUGUAUAAGACAAAGAAACAACAGACACCACAGCAUCAGGACCAAGAACUAGCACAUCAUUACCAUCAUCAUGGGCGUGGGUAUCAGCACUCACGAGAUGGAGCAGGCGGCCAGGAGAAGAUCCAAGACCAUCGAUGACGGAUUAGAGGCCGAGAGACUGCGCCAGGCGAGGACGGUACGGGUGCUUAUGUUAGGUCUUCAAGGAGCAGGGAAAAGUACGUUGGCCAAGCAAGUCAGAAUGAUCCACGAGAAGGGGUUCCCGGACAAAGAGAAGGCCCUGUACAGAGAGAUUGUACGUCAGAAUGUGGUGAGCGCAGUGCUCGGGGUGCUCCAGGAGAUGGAGGCGCAGGAAGUGGCCUUCGACACGGACCAAAUGCAGAUUAUGUGACGUAGACGGCCACAGCUCGGUCAAGAAGAAAUGGCUACAGAACUUCGAGAACGUGUCCGCCAUCUUGUUCACUGCGUCCUUGGGUACUUAUGACAUCCGGAGCAAAGAGAAUGAGGAGCAG
Molecule: messenger RNA, 2884 nt
Organism: Aplysia californica (California sea hare)
Lineage: Eukaryota; Metazoa; Mollusca; Gastropoda; Aplysiida; Aplysiidae
Product: guanine nucleotide-binding protein G(i) subunit alpha
Biological process (GO): adenylate cyclase-modulating G protein-coupled receptor signaling pathway
Cellular component (GO): heterotrimeric G-protein complex
Molecular function (GO): G protein-coupled receptor binding; G-protein beta/gamma-subunit complex binding; GTPase activity
Source: RefSeq, a predicted model, not a curated record